GGAGGGCCAGGCCGGCGGGCGAGCGGGCUGGCGAGCAGAGCCGCACGGUUCGGAGGCGUCGCGGAGCUGGGGGCGGCGCGGCGCGGAGGCAGGGGAGCGAGAGGGGCCCCUGCCCAGGACGCCGGGGUGGGAGGCCCGAGGGGAGGGCCCGGCCUCGAGCUGAGCCUGGAGCUGUCCGGCCCGGGCAGGCCCUGGGAGCCCGGGGGAGGGGGAAGAGUGAUCCUGAAGGGACUCAAAGUCCCUUUCUGGUCCUAGUUGUCCUUUGAACUCUGGGAGUACUUUGUGUCCCUUGGUCUGAGACCCCGUGGGGGCUCCAGGCCCCCUUCCGAGCCGUAGGGGCUACUCGGCCUCCUUUCCUGGACUCCACUGUGCCACUCAACCUUCCUAGUGGCCUUCUCUGAUCUCUGGUCUGAAUGGCUAGGGAGGCCCCCAACCCCUUUUCCUGAACUCCAGCCGGGCCCCAGGGCUCCCCUGAACCCCCGCCAGGACUCUCCCGAUCCCCUGCUGUGAAGGCUGGGAUCCACCGGCUCCCUGAGACGGGAGAAGUCUGCCCUCCUUCUGAGCUCCUCUGGGGGACCCCAGUUUUCCUUUACUGAAUCCCAGAGGGGACCCGAGUUCUCUUUCCUCAAACUGAGCCUAAAGGAACCCAACCCAGGUCUCCUUUCAAACUCAAGUCCCCUUCCUGGGCACCCCAAACUCUGAGCCUCCGUGGGGUGUUCCGACCCCUUCCCUGAAGAAAGCCAGUUUCCUUUUUGUUUAUCCUCCCGGCGGGACCUGGGGCAGCCCCUCAGGGCUUGGCGGGAGCCUGUUCUGCCUCCAGAGCCCCCAGGGCCGCUCUGGGGACCCAGGCUCUACCUCCGGGCUUGAGGGGGGCCUUGCUUUUUCUGGGGGCCCCAUCUUCUUUGCUGAGUUCUUGAGGGCACGCCAGGCCCUCCUCUGAACCUCAGGCGUACCCAGCUCGGGGAUCUGGUUUUGUCUUCUCUAAAUCCCAGAGGCGACACCGACUUUCCCAGCUGAGGUUCCCGGGCGGACUGGCGUCUUCCUGCUUAAUCACCCGGGGAGACGCAGCCCUGCCCGCUCCGGACCCCAGGCCGCUCCCCGCCCCGCCCCGAGACCCCGCUCGCUCCGCCUCCUGCGACCCUGCCCCGCGCCCCGUCGGAGGUCGGGACGAUGAUGUGGUCCAACUUCUUCAUGCAAGAGGAGAGCCGGCGGCGGGAGGCCGCGGGCCUGCGGCGGGCUCGCGGGCAGCAGGGGGCCGGGCUGACGCCCGAGCGCGAGGGCAAGAUCAAGCUGGCGUCGCUGCUGGCCGCCGUGGGCGCCACGCUGGCGGUGCUGUCCGUGGGCACCGAGUUCUGGGUGGAACUCAACACCUACAGGGCCAACGGCAGCGCCGUGUGCGACGCCGCGCACCUGGGGCUGUGGAAGGUGUGCACCAAGCGACUGUGGCAGGCGGACGUGCGCGCCGGCAGGGAGACCUGCGGCCCCGCGGACCUGCCCGGAGAAGCAAACUGCACCUAUUUUAAAUUCUUCACCACGGGGGAGAACGCACGCAUCUUCCAGAGAACCACAAAGAAAGGCCUGCUGCUCUUGGUGAGCCUGGAGGUGUUCCGGCACUCCGUGCGAGCACUGCUGCAGAGAGUCGGCCCCGAGCCUCCCCCGGCGCCGGCCCUGGCCUACGAGUACUCCUGGUCCCUGGGCUGCGGCUUGGGGGCCAGCGUGGUCCUGCUGCUGGGAGCCGGCUGCUUUCUGGGGCUCUCCCUGCCUUCCUGGCCCUGGGGGUCACUCUGUCGCAAGCGGGGUCACCAAGCCGCCUAGAGCCACCAGUGAACUUCCUUUCCUCUGAGCAACUGCCAAACCCUUACA
Messenger RNA from Microcebus murinus (gray mouse lemur), 1863 nucleotides. The record is from RefSeq and is a predicted model, not a curated record. NCBI's taxonomy places the organism in Eukaryota, Metazoa, Chordata, Mammalia, Primates, Cheirogaleidae.